UUGUCUCACUUUACGGGAAAACUUUUUUUGCGGUCUUUAUUUGUAUUUUUAAAAAUUUUUGGAGACGCCAGAAGAUUUUCAAAUUUUAGUUAUCAAAGUUCCUGGGCACAUUCUAGUAUUCUAUUAAUUUCACAUUCUUUAACAAUUUGCAGAUUUUAUUAAAAAAAUAAUUUUAAAAAUGUUUUCUAUGCUUGGUGCUGGAGCAGUUUCGGCAGUUGCUGCUGCAAUCAUUUAUGCCAACCUUCCUACUCGUUUGACUAUUGGAGGUGUACUUCCAACUAUUGACUAUUUGUCGAAAAUAAAUUUAAAAUUGAUUGAGAAAGGGAAAGGCGAUGCUGCGAUUUUUGAAGGAAAAAAUGUUUUGGCUGAAGAAAUUUUCAACGCAAAUCCAACCCUAAUUAUGGCUGUCAGACGUCCUGGCUGUUCUUUUUGCCGUAAAGAAGCUUCUCAAAUUUGUUCAUUGUCUAAACAACUUGAAGAAAAGGGCGUCAAAGUAAUUGGUGUUGUUCAUGAGACGCUUGGAGUUGAAGAAUUUAGACCAUUUUUGGGAUGUUCUGAUGCUUUGUAUUUUGACCCUGAGAAAAAGUUUUUUGGACCUGAACAACGAUGGCUGCCAUUUUGGAUGGGAUUUUUGCGUUUGUCUACCUACAUUAAUACCUACAAAACAAAGAAAGCUGGAUUUGUUGGAAAUUUGGAAGGUGAAGGACGUCUUUUGGGAGGAAUUUAUUUGAUCAACAAGGACAAAAUGCUCUUCGCGCAUUUGGAAAAAGAAUGGGGAGAUGAGCCUGAAACCCAACAACUGUUGGAUGCACUUAAUGACAUUUAA
This is a messenger RNA of Meloidogyne enterolobii, 826 nucleotides long. The record is from the annotation of a GenBank genome assembly. Lineage: Eukaryota; Metazoa; Nematoda; Chromadorea; Rhabditida; Meloidogynidae.